AAUAAAAUAAUUAUUCCAAUAAAUAUUAAUGGUAUCAUAUUAUUAUAUUAAUAAUAUUUACUUUGUAACUUGGAAUCAGUUCUAUUCUAUACUUCCUUGGAAAAUCCCUCUGUACGGUGCACGCCUCCGCGCCCGCAGCCGCCAAGUCCAAGUCCACCACACAGCCACUACUUCACCGGCCAGUCGUCAUCCGCCACGUCAACCAUCGUCCCGUGACCGUGAUGAGGUGGCAAGUGAAGACUGCUUUUGUAGGUGAAGGACGGGUGCACCCUCCGCACGGAAUAAAAGCCCUCGUGGCUUUAAAUAUGGAAGCGCUGACGUGUCGAUCGGGCGAUGCUCCGUCUCGGACAAAUCGUAAAAUACACGAAGAACACAACACAAAGUCGAUAACCCUUAAGAUUAAAGUUUAAACCCCACGCAGAGACAGAGCCUCCCCCAAACCACCACCGUCCCUGCUCCUCAACGCUGAUCAAUCACCGACGUCCAUCUCCAUCACCAUGACGGGACCCGUACAGCAACCAUAUCCCUCUGUCACCGCCACCGCCACAGCCACCGACGACGGCGUCCCCAUCCAACAGUCCAAGCUGCCGGUGGACUUCAGCCCGCCGCUGAUCGCCAUGGUGGUGGUCGUCGCCGCCGCGUUCCUCCUCGUCACUUACUCUCGCCUCAUUUCCCGUCACCUCCUCCCGCCCUUCAUCCGCCUGUGGAGGCGGUGGCGUCGCAGGAGACGGCUCCGACGCCUCCGCGCGCCGUCGUCCGGAGACAUCGAGUCGCCUCCGUUCAGCGACGCGUUCCAGCUGGCGGACGGAUUCCACGUGUACUCCCCGUACGGCCUCGACGAGUCCGUCAUCAAGACCCUACCGCUCUCCGUGUACACCGCCAAGGGCGCCGCCAGGCACGGCGGCCGGAGCCACGAGUGCGCCGUCUGCCUUCUGGAGUUUGAGGACGACGACUACGUCCGUACGCUUCCGGUUUGUUCCCACGCGUUUCACGUGGACUGCAUCGAUAUAUGGCUAAGGUCUCACGCCAACUGUCCUCUCUGUCGCGCGGGAAUAUUCCGGCCGGAGUCUCCGUUUAUUCCAGUGAUGGCAGCCAGAAUCCGGCCGAGCCUGGAUGACGGAAUACUGGAGAGCAUCAUCCUCGGCCAGCUCGGCGAAUCCGCCGUUCCGGAGUCGGAAACGAGCGUCGCCGAAAUCCGGCCGUUCGUUGAAGGGCCGUCGCCGAGAAGAACCCAAUCGGAGGACCGAUUCAACGGGAGAGAUUUCCUGCUGAAGCGGUCGUACUCGUUUGGAUUCGAGCGUAACUUCCCGUCGGAGCGGCUGGUGCUGGAGCCGGCGACGGCAUCGCCGUGGCGGUAUCGGCGGAGCAGCUUCUGGGGCAAGCGGCCGUCGCCGUUCGGGUCCCUGACGAAGUCUAGGGUAUUCUCUUUCAGGUACUACAGAGGCAUGAAGUCGCCGUUCUUCCGUCGGAGAAGCAGCGCCGGAGGAGUGUUCUUCCCACUUUCUGAGUCCAGCGUGAGGUUUGCCGGCGGCGGGGGUUCGUCUAGUAGAAGCAAGUCGAUGACGAGUCCAAUGUUCGGGCGGCCAGCGGCGGCGAUGGCGUUCUCGUCGAGCAGGCUGCGGUGCGGUGACCCGGAGGCGCUGCUCUCGCCGGAAAGAUACAACAACAGAAGGUAGGUGGGUAAAAGUAAAUCGGCAGGAUGGAAAUGAAGAAACCUAAUCUGGGUGGCCGCCGGCGGCCGUGGGUCGGGUAGAGGGGUGUGUCGGGCGGCUUUAAUGGAGGGUUUGCGGAGGGGAAUUAAUGAGGCAGGGGGGAUAGUGGCAGCUGGUCCUGCAUGUGGGCUGUGGAGGUCAUUAGGGCAUUAAUGGGAUGUGGGUGGGGAAGACCAAUCAAUGAGCAAAAUUGACGAGAGAUAAAGAGGGAGCUGCACAGGCAGGCUGCAUCAAUGCAAAGGCAGCUCUCUCUCUCUCUCUCCGUAUUUGAAUUGAAGUUUGGAGUUUGGAAGUGGGAGAAGCAGAUCAUAAAUGCUAGAGAAAGGGGGGGAGGGGGUUGCAAUGGGAAAGUGGAUACUGAUGGGAUUUGGGUCAUUUGGCAUCCAUAUCCAUUAGGGUUGGUGCUGGUCCUUUAUUUUUUUGGGGGUCUCUGUUCGCUGAGAAAAUAUAAUAUUUCUCAGAUUCAAACUUCUUUGGAGACCAUUUUUAAAUCCAAAUGUAAUAAAAUAAUUACAGAGAAAUGAGUUUAUGUCUUGAUCCGUCCAA
Messenger RNA from Malania oleifera, 2258 nucleotides. RefSeq names its product RING-H2 finger protein ATL65. Gene Ontology annotation, biological process: protein ubiquitination. Lineage: Eukaryota; Viridiplantae; Streptophyta; Magnoliopsida; Santalales; Ximeniaceae. The coding region runs from base 498 to 1676 and encodes 392 amino acids. Gene Ontology annotation, molecular function: transferase activity. The transcript has a single exon. The record is from RefSeq and is a predicted model, not a curated record.